GAGCUGUCUUGUUUUGUGACACGGUGCUAUGAAGUGGUGAUGAACGUAGUGCACCAGUUAGCUGCCCUUUAUACCAGUAACAAGCUUGUAUAGAACAGCAAUUUGAUUGUCUCAAUGGAGGCAUGUCAGUUUCAAAGAACAGCAUAUUUGCUGAGGAGUUUACGCAUAGUAUUCGCACAAUUUUUGCAAAUGUUGAAGCUAAACUCGGUGAACCUUCUGAAAUUGACCAGCGAGAUAAGUAUGUUGGAAUUUGUGGUCUCUUUGUACUACAUUUUCAGAUUUUUCGAACUGUAGAUAAGAAAUUUUACAAAUUGUUACUGGACAUUUGCAAAAAGGUGCCGGCUAUCACACUAUCAGCUAAUGUCAUCUGGUUUGCUGACAACUUUUUGAUUCAGAAGAUGUCAGCUGUUGCCAAGCUUCUGGACAGAAAAAGCUUUCAUGCAAUUAAAUUACAGAGAGAAAGUUUUUUACAGCAAAAGGCUCAGUUGCUUACAAAAGAGAUGCAAACUUAUUAUGUAUUUGUGAGCUCCUGGAUGAUGAAAAUGGAAUCUCUUUUGUCAAGGGAACAAAGGAUGGAUAAGUUUGCUGAAGAUCUCAGUAAUAGAUGCAAUGUUUUUAUACAGGGCUUUCUCUAUGCUUACAGCCUUGGAAAUAUUAUCAGAACUACAAUGAAUCUGCACAUGUCAAUGCAGAAGCCAAUGACAAAAACCUCAGUUAAAGCAUUAUGCAGGCUUGUGGAACUACUCAAAGCAAUAGAAUAUACAUUUUACAGAAGAAGUAUGACUGUUGCUGAUUCAGUGACACAUAUAAUUCAGCAUCUUCAACAUCAGGCUCUCAAUGCCAUUGCUGUAGCCAAGAAAAGAGUAAUUUCUGACAAAAAGUACAGUGAACAGCGCCUUGAUGUACUUUCUGCCCUUGUGUUGGCCGAAAACACCCUUAAUGGCCCUAGCACAAAACAGAGGCGACUUAUAAUUUCUCUUGCCCUCAAUGUAUAUGUUUAGAGCAUUGCGGGAUUGUGUACCAGCUAUGAUGCACUCAAGGCAUUUGGACUCCUUUGAAAUACUUCUAGAAAGCUAUGACAGAGAAAUCAUGGAUGUUUUCGAUAAGGGAACGCUAUGGGCUAUGUACGAAUGAUAAGAUCUGGUGGACUUCACUGUUGCAGCAGUGCAAUUAGAUUUGUUCCUGACCUUGAAGACAUUGUCAACUUUGAAGAACUUGUGAAAGAGGAAGAUCUGUCAGAAGAAACACAACAAGCAGCUAGGCAGCUGGAUUCUGUACUUAGUGACCUCACCUGCAGCUCUGCAGAAGGUACAGAGUACUUCAAAAUGCUUGUGGAUGUCUUUGCGCCUGAAUUCCGUAGACUAAAGAACAUGCAUCUACGCAAUUUUUAUAUCAUUGUUCCCCCGCUGGUUAGUAUUUGCAUUGAUUGA
Messenger RNA from Thamnophis sirtalis, 1430 nucleotides. The record is from RefSeq and is a predicted model, not a curated record. NCBI's taxonomy places the organism in Eukaryota, Metazoa, Chordata, Lepidosauria, Squamata, Natricidae.